AUGAAGUACUUUACUACUGGAGCUGCGCUCCUUGCUACUCUGACUGCAACCGCCGGCGGUGUCAAGCUUGACCCGGAGGAUGAGGCGUCCAUUCUCAGCGCUACUCGGCAGUAUGCGUACGGUCUGAUGUCGAUGUACCAGGGCAACGCCACAGGUGUAGCCAAGGAAGAUAUAGGCAUCUGGCCCCAACCCCACUACUGGUGGGAAGGCGGUGCGGCAUGGGGUGGCAUGAUAGAGUACAGCCAGUUUUCGGGAGACGAUUCGCACGUCAAGACCCUCCAGCAGGCCCUGACUGCCAACUAUGGCCCCGACAACGACUUCAUCCUGUCUUACCGCAAGAGCCAAACUGGCAACGAUGACCAGGCUUUCUGGGCGCUUGCCGUUAUGAGUGCGCUCGAGUAUCAGUUCCCUGAUCCCGCUCAGGCGCCCGCGAGCUACCUCGAGGUCGCAACAAACGCCUUCGAGAACAUUGUUGGCCGCUGGGACGAGACUUCCUGCGACGGAGGCCUCAAGUGGCAGAUCUACCCCGAAAACGCAUACGGUUACAACUACAAGAACUCCAUCUCCAACGGAUGCGCUUUCGCUCUCGGUGCACGCCUUGCCCGCUACACUGGCGAGCAAAAGUACGCCGACUGGGCUGUGAAGAUCUACGACUGGACAAAGAAGGUCGGACUCAUUACCGACAAGUACGAGGUGUUUGACGGGACAGACGACAAGACCAACUGCGCCAAGGUCGCAGACGAGACUCAGUGGACUUACAACAACGCCAUGUUCCUUCACGGAUCAGCCUUCAUGUACGACUACACCAAUGGCGACGACACCUGGAAGGAGCGUACAUCGGGCUUCCUGGACCACGCCGAGUUGCUGUUCUUCCGACCCUUUGAGAACGCCACGGACAUCAUGUACGAGUGGGCUUGCGAGACAGGCGAGAACAACCGCCCCUGCAAUCUCGAUCAACAGUCCUUCAAGGCAUACCUCUCGCGCUUCAUUGCCAAGACUGCAAUGGUAGCCCCCUUUACCAAGGAAAAGAUUGUUCCAUUCCUGAAGGCUUCUGCGGUCGGUGCUGCCAAAUCCUGCUCUGGCGGCCCUGAUGGCGCUACAUGCGGUAGCAAGUGGUACACUGGAAGCUGGGACGGAACCUCUGGUGUCGGUCAACAGCUGUCAGCCUUGGAAGUCACCCAGGCUCUUCUGAUGAUCCAGAAAGGUACUCUUCCUGCGAAGAACAACAGCGCGCCGAAGCCAUUGACUAGCGCUACCCCCGAGUCCAGCUCGACACCAGCCCCUUCAUCCGCUACUCCUGUCUCCAGCCAGGUACCUGCUACUAGCGAAGCUGCCCCUGUAUCCAGCGUAGUUGUCGAGGCCCCUUCGUCGAGCAAGAUCCCAUCCAGCGAGGCGCCGUCUAGCGAGGCUCCCGAAUUGGUCUCAUCGAAGAUUCCCGAAGCAGUUCAAGCACCUGCUUCGACCGUGGUGGUUUCUUCGGUAGUCGUUGUUACAAGCACAUCGGCUGCGAGCUCUCAGCCAUCCUCCUCAGACAAGCCUGCUGGUCAGUCUAACGCUGCCGCGACUACUAGCUGCGUGCGCAACGUGACCAGGACUGUGACUAUCUCGCGCGCCUCCUCAACAAGCAGCUGCACACCUAGUGUGACUGAGACUGUAUACGUUCCGGCAGCAUCUACGACUUCAGGUCUCUUGGUGGACUCUUCUCCUGCUCCUGUCGUACCGCCCGUCUCUACGACAUUGAUCUCGGCGCCGCCUGCUAACAGCAGCUUGCCCAGCUCGACAUCCCCAGCGGAGUUCCUCGGCGCUGGCUCUAUGCUCACCAGCAGCUCGGUUUUGGCUGCCGUAGUGGCCGCAAUGGCCUUCGCAAUGGUUGCGCACAUCCAACCCCCGUCGCCCCUCGUUCGCUAUCGCUAUCACCCCGGAACCCACAUACAAUCGCACACAGCCAUAGGAGGCUACACCAACCUUGCUCUUUCGGCAGCCGCCAUGGCAACCCAGAAGAGAGAUGCGAAGGGCAAGAAGCUCGCCGUCAUGAACAAAUAUGUCUACGACGCCUUCUUGUGGACGUUUUCGAUCCUGGUGGAGCUCUUCUUCCGAGAAGUGCAUCCCAGGAGUAGUUGGAAGGUGCCAAAGGAGGGACCGGUCAUUUUCGUGUGCGCCCCGCAUGCGAACCAGUUUGUUGACCCCCUCAUGUUGAUGCGAGUCGUCAAGAAAGAAUCCGACCGCCGAAUCCAGUUCUUAAUCGCCGAUAAGUCGAUGAAGCGCAAGUUUGUGGGUGCAAUGGCAGGUUUGACAGGUGUCGUGCCUGUAGGAAGAGCCAUGGAUAUGACGAAGCCUGCAGAGGGCAAAGUAUACCUUCCCGAUCCCAUCAACGAUCCAGCCCUUGUUCGCGGUGUAGGCACCAACUUCGAAGAUCCAAAGUUCCAAGUCGGCGGCUCGAUCGUCCUGCCCAAAGUAGAUAAUAAGGCGGCGACCGCUGAGAUACUCGAGAUCAAAGGCCCCGAAGAGAUCAGACUGAAGCGUGGCUUCAAGGGAGGUGUUGCCAUGCAGCAGAUGACUGGGCGAAAUGACAUGACCAAGGACGGCACAUUUGUUGGCGGUGCUGAUGCAAAGAAGGGUAUUGCUGAUGGUUACGAGGGAACUUCCUUCCAGGUCGCGCCCAAGCUCGAUCAAACCGAGGUUUACGACGCGGUUCAUGCGGUUCUCCAUCACGGUGGAAGCAUCGGUAUCUUCCCUGAGGGUGGUAGCCAUGACCGCACAGAUCUCCUACCUCUGAAAGCUGGUGUUGCUAUCAUGGCGCUCGGUACAGUUGCAACGAAGCCAGACUGCAACUUGAACAUUAUUCCUGUCGGCAUGAACUACUUCCACGCCCACAAGUUUCGAUCAAGGGCUGUCAUCGAGUUUGGUACGCCAAUCCACGUGCCGCCUGAGCUAGCUCAGAAGUUUGAUGGACCCGGAAGACGUGAGGCCAUCGGCGAGAUGUUGGAGACCAUUCGCCAAGGACUCAUCUCUGUUACCGUUACGACACCAGAUUACGAUACUCUUAUGGUCAUUCAAGCUGUACGCCGCCUCUACAACUCCAAAGGCACCAAGCUCCCUCUUCCUAGGAUUGUCGAGCUUAACCGCCGCCUUGUCCAAGGUUACGAACGCUACAAAGACGACCCUCGCAUUGUCGAGCUCAAGAAAGAGGUCACCACGUACAACGGCAAGCUUAAGGCGCUCGGCCUCCGGGAUCACCAAGUGCAGUAUGCGAAGAUGCAUCCUAUUACAGCAUUUGGGCUUUUCUUCUACCGUCUUGGAAAGCUCCUCUUCCUGAGUAUGCUCGUCCUUCCUGGAACGCUACUCUUCAGUUUGGUCUUUAUCGUCACCAAGGUCGUCUCGAUCAAGAAGGCGAAAGAGGCACUCGCCGCAUCGAACGUCAAGGUUCAAGCCAGAGAUGUCAUGGCCACAUGGAAGCUUCUCGUCGCUAUGGCCGCCGCCCCAGCAGCCUACCUUUGGUACGUUUGCCUAGGACUCUAUUGGUACUCCUACAACAACUGCAACGGUUACCUUCCUGCCGGCAUCCAGAAGCGUUGGCUCAUUCUUCCUCAACUCGUUGUCUAUAUUACCCUUACAUAUGGCGCUCUCCGAUUCGGUGAGGUCGCCAUGGACAUUUUGAAGUCACUGGGCCCCCUCUGGAAGAUGAUGAACCCCUUCUCCAACAGCGAACUCGUCAAGCUACAGGAGCGACGCGAGAAUCUAGCCCAGCGUGUCAACGACAUUAUCAACGAACUCGGACCGGAGAUGUACGAGGACUUCCACUCGAAGCGUAUCGUCGAGGAUCCUUUUGUCAAGCAGGAGCACGACCGUACACCGCCGCAAAAGUCAGACGAGGACGCGAAGACAGAAGCAGGCCAAGACAUCGAGACAUACGAUUACCCUGCUUCGCCUGGUUCCAUCAACGAGAUACCGCGCAACGAGUCGUUCCACGAUCUUGCCAACCAGGACUUCUUUUCUAGUAGACCACAGACGCCAAAGAAGAGCCGCAGCAGGAAUAGCAGCAGUGCGAACUUGAGCGGCUUCCAGCUCAAGCCUUUCAGUACCAUUGAUGGCAAUCUGGACGAGGUGAAGAGGAGGUUGACGGACGGUGUCAAGCAAAGGACGAGGAAGAGGAGGAGUAGCGGAGAGGGAAGCUGGGACGACGGCGAGGAUGGCGAAGAGUUGAUCAUAGGCAGGAAAGACCGGUCGUAUACCAAGUAG
Alternaria burnsii is the source of this 4239-nucleotide messenger RNA. RefSeq names its product ctr1 suppressor protein. The coding region runs from base 1 to 4239 and encodes 1412 amino acids. Gene Ontology annotation, molecular function: glycerol-3-phosphate O-acyltransferase activity; glycerone-phosphate O-acyltransferase activity. The record is from RefSeq and is a predicted model, not a curated record. The transcript is spliced from 7 exons. NCBI's taxonomy places the organism in Eukaryota, Fungi, Ascomycota, Dothideomycetes, Pleosporales, Pleosporaceae. Gene Ontology annotation, cellular component: endoplasmic reticulum membrane. Gene Ontology annotation, biological process: carbohydrate metabolic process; phospholipid biosynthetic process.